Molecule: messenger RNA, 3669 nt
Organism: Paramuricea clavata
Lineage: Eukaryota; Metazoa; Cnidaria; Anthozoa; Malacalcyonacea; Plexauridae
Source: the annotation of a GenBank genome assembly
AUGUCAAAGACUCGCUCAAGCUCGAAAGUCGAAGGCGAAGGGUGUCUUGUCAAUCCUGAUCAAAAGAUAGAAGCUUUUAUGAAAUCAGAUGAUUUUAGAGCAGUUCUUUCUACAGCAAUUAAUGUCGCAGUUGAAGCGGCUAUCAAGUGUUUUAAGAACGAAUUCGUUGAACUAAUCGAUGUUAGAAUGAAAGCGCUCGAGGACACGAAUACUCGCUUAAAACGUGAAGUGACAGAGCUGCAUCGAAAGUUGGGUGAAGUCGAUGCUAAAGCGAAUGAAAAUGAGCAGUACUCUCGCCGAAACAAUCUACGUUUCUAUGGUAUUACCGAGAAAGAAACAGAGGACUGCUACGAUGAAGUUGUGAAAUUUUGUGAUCGCGAGUUGGGAGUGGCAAUCGAGCGAAGUGAAAUUGAUCGUGCUCACCGAAUCGGUAAACCCCAGCACGACGAUGGCCGUCCUCGUGCUAUUAUUAUCAAGCUUAAAAGCUUUCACAGCAAGCUAUCAAUAUUAAAAAACAAGCGUAGGCUGCGGGGAGAAUCUUUGUAUGUGAAUGAAGAUUUAACAAGAAUCAACCAGCAAUUGUUGAUGUAUGCGAAAGAAAAGUGCCGUGAUACAGCUUCGGUCUAUACCUCUGAUGGUCAUAUCUUUGUUAAGAGAAAAUAUGAUGGUACAAUUUCUAUUAUUAAGCAAAAAGAGGACUUGAGUACAUAUUCAUGAUCGAUAAUCUCCUUCCUUUACCUUUUACUCAAUUUCAUUAUACUUUGUUAGUUAUAUGAGUGCUUUUUCUAUUACUUUGUCCUUUAUUGUGUUUAUUCUUCUUGUAUCUAAUUGUUUAACUAUUGAGCAGCCCGAGGUAAGUUUAUAUUGGUAUUUUAAUCCCAAUGGAGCCUAGCUUGAUAAUGCAUAGAGCAGCUAUUUGGACUCUUAUUAGUCAAUUUUUAUGUAUUGAAGAUAAGGUGGCGGUAUGCCACUUAGCUUAUUUAGUUUUGUUAAUUCUAUUGUCUGGAGAUGUUGAAAUUAACCCCGGUCCACGUAAUUUAACAUUAAAUAUAGGCCAUAUUAAUGCUAGAAGUUUGAAUGUUGAAGACAAAUUUGAUGAGAUUUCGUCUCUUGUUAUCGAACACAAACUAGAUAUUUUUGCUGUUUCUGAAACUUGGUUAAAUCCGAGUAUUUCUGGUGAUUUAUGAUGUAUACCAGGCUUUAGUCCAAUGUUUAGAUUGGACAGAAAAGAUGGUAGAAGAGCGGGGGUGUUGCAUUGUAUGUUUCUUCUAGUUUAGCUUCUAUAAGGCGUAAUGAUUUAGAACAUGAUGAUUUUGAAUUAUUGUUUGUUGAAAUCAAAGUCAAUUCUUUAACAUUUGUUUGUGGUGUUUGUUAUCGACCACCAAAUAAUAAUUCGGUACUUAAUGAUGCUCUCUUGGAUCAUUUACAAUUUUGUGUAGGUAGUAUAAAUGCUAGACCCGGCACUUUUGUUUUACUUCUUGGGGAUUUUAAUGCUCACUUUGACGCAAACGAUAUUCAGUCUAGUAGUGAUUUCGGAAUAAAUUUUUAUAGGUGGAUGGAGUGCAAUAGCCUUUUUCAAGUGAUAAAUGAACCAACUCGUAUAACAGCACACGGUGCCUCAAUACUUGAUUUAAUUAUAACAAAUUCUCCGGGAUAUUUUGUUAAUUCUGGUACUUUAAGCCUUCCAUAUAAUUGUGACCAUUCUUUAGUUUAUGCUCGGAUAAACAUUUCCUUUGCCAAACAAAAAUGUUAUAAACGAGACAUUUGGGACUUAGCCAAAGUAGAAUCUAAUACGUUAUGUCAAGCCUUGUCGGAGGUGAACUGGGACAAAUUAUUUCAGGAUGUUGAAAAUGUUGAUGAUUUAUAUAAUGAGUGGUUUAAUUGUUUUGAGCAUGCAAGUACUUAAAACCUUUGUUCCGAACAGAACAGUUGUAAUUCGUCCAAGAGAUAAACCUUGGAUGACUUCUGAAAUUAGAAUUAAUUGUAGAUUAUCUCCAGCAUGUUCAUGUGGAGAUUCUUGUGAAUCAGUCAUUCAUUAUUUGUUAUAUUGUCCUCGUUAUGCUGCUCUUAGAUUAUCCUUACUCUCGGUAGCUGCUCAAAUUUAUGGUGAAGGCCGGUAUCUCUUGUCGGAUUCUCAAACGUCUAAAAUAUUUUUGUUUGGUUCAACUGAUCUGAGUAAAGAAAGUAAUAGAUGUAUAUUUAUUCAUGUUCAAAAAUAUAUUAAGCAAACUAAUCGUUUUUCUAAGAAUUAAUUUAUUACUUCUGAACCUUCAAUUGAACCAGCUUUUAUCACUUUUGUUGUUUUUUUUUUUCCUCUUUCUUUGUAAUGUUCGUAUUGUCAAAUGUAGUGUGAGCCCCUCGAUGAGCGUCCACGCUCUUGGGUAAACACUAAGGGGCCAUUCACAAAGGAUGUCCGGCCAAAUGAUGGAUUUUCAGACCCCCCCUCCCCCCCUUGUCCGGCAUUGUCCGAAUUAGUGACCCCCCCUCCCCCCGGACAUCCGCCAUGCCUCGCAAAAACUCACGCAAUCUUGUAUAUAUCAAGAGUAAAAAACUUUUACUUUUAGAACUUUUUUAUAACUGUAAAUGUGAACACAAAAACAUAUAAAUUACUAAUUAAAACAAAAUCUAGUGUUAACCGCAUAGUCAAAAUGCCAAUUUCACAAUGGGAAAGACUGCUCAAAAUAGAGGGAAAAAAGAAAUUUGUUUUUGAAUUUUUUUAAAUUUCGGACAUCCGGAUUGCUAAAAACCCCCCCUCCCCCCCUAUGUCCGAGUUUGUCCUGAUUUUCCAAACCCCCCCCCCCCCCUCGGCUCGGACAUCCUUUGUGAAUGGCCCCUAAAGUUAAUAAAUAUGUUCAUAUAAAAAAAAAUAACUAUGAUGAAAUUAAUCUUUGGGAUGACCAUGGAGGCAAGAAGGCUGUAAUGAAAAGAGAAACUAAAUACCCGGAAAGAGUGAUGGACAGUAAAUCGUGCUAUUCGAUUCUGUUUUGUGGAAAUGCAAAAGGGUAUAUGAUUCCACCAUACACUGUAUAUAAAUCAGUGCAUCUUUAUGAUACUUGGAUAAGAGGAGGACCUAAUGAUGCCCGUUACAACAGAACUCGCACUGGCUGGUUUGACGAGGUUUCAUUUGAAGAUUGGUUUUUCUCCCUUGUUCUUCCCAAAUUGAGGAAGCAAGAUGGGAAAACGGUUCUCAUAGACGACAACUUGUCAUCCAAUCUCAACACCCGUCUCAUUGAAUCAUGUAACUAGCACAGCAUCGCAUUUAUAUGCAUUUUUCCUAAUGGUACACAUCUAUUGCAGCCACUGGAUGUGGCUUACUUUGCUCCACUGAAGAAAGCAUGGAGAGCAUUACUGUUUGAUUGGAGAAAAACGGCUGUUGGACGUCAAUAUGACACUUUACCAAAAGAACAGUUUGCAGGGCGGCUGAAGAAGCUUAUUGAGAAGUUAAGCGAAGGCAAUAGCAAGCAGAAUUUGGUUAACGGGUUCAAGGCUUGCGGAAUUUGGUUAACGGGUUCAAGGCUUGCGGAAUUCAACCCAGAAGAAGUUUAUCGCAAACUGCCAAGUGAAAACACCAUGAGAGUACUAGUCCUAGUAAAGCGCUGGACACACUGGCCAAUAUGCGAGGUGAAGAUGCGAGACAGCUCAAAGACGUCCGAAAGAGAAACGUCUUGA